UCUUUAAACGAGUUCCUUGAGUUUUUACACAGAUUUUUUUCCCACCUGAGCUUCCUCAGUUCGCGCCAUGCGUGGGGAUUCCUAAGGAUUACCCGGCGUGCCCCGCGGGAAAGAUGGCGGUGUCGGAGAGGAGAAGGAGAUAAAGUUUAUCUCGGAUCUCCAGCGCGGCUGCCUCGACCCGGAGAUCGAUAUCGGCACUUCACUGGUUAGUCGAAGGCGGCUGGAACAGACUCGCUGGGCUUGAACCGCUUAACUGACGCGGUCGUUCGUUUUUGUUUCGGCGGAGAAAACCUGAAAUAGUUGCGGCUCCUGACUGACCGACGCUAGCAAGUGUUAGCAGAGCGAACUGGUGCAGGAACAAAGUUUAUCACCGCGGCUCGGAGUGAGAGAGAGUCCGCCGGGUCGGAGCGGGAUUUCUGGGGACGACUCGUCACCGUUACCGUUACCCACAGCGCUCCCGACACGGAGGAGUGGGAGUACCGAGUACCUCUGGAGUGGAUGUUUCAACAUGCCUGGAAUAGAUUUCUCUGCUAUGCCUGGAUUGCGGGAAUAAAUUAAUACCUGAGAUAGCUUCACUCAAAGUCAUUGAUAGCCUGGAGGUUCACAUGCCAGCAGGAGGAGGAGGAGGAGGGGGUAGAGGAGAAGGAGAGGGACGAGAGCUGGAUUGAGUUUCCCUGGCGACCAGAGGGACACACUCAGGGCGAUGACUGGAGCUCGCAGCAUGCACGUUUGAGAAUGCCCUGGGCCUGACUACAACUGAAUGAGGACAUCGCAGAGACACCAUCUCCGUUUUUGGACUAACAGACAGUGUUUGGACGGACGCUGAGCUCCCAGGAUGACGAGCACCGCCCCAGCCCGGAAGCCGUACCGUAAGGCGCCUCCGCAACACCGUGAGACGCGCCACAGCUUGCCCGUGUUCCGGGAUGACCUUAGCGGGAGUAACCCAGCAACUGGCAACCCUUCGCUACCAGCACAGCCUGAUCCCAGCCAGGAGUCCUUAUCAGAUGCGGACAAAAUCAAAAUCUUGCAACAGCAAAAUGAAGACCUGCGUCGGCGCCUGACUCAAACCACUCACAAAAUGGAGGCCAUAGAGACAGAGUUUGAGACGAGUCGUCACUACAUGCAGGCAGAGAUGGGCCGAACCAGAGAUGAUCUGGAGAAGAUGAGAGACAAAUUCCGAAGACUGCAGAACAGCUAUACAGCCUCACAGAGAGCCAAUCAGGACCUGGAAGAGAAGCUGCACGCCCUGCUUCGGAAAGUGGAGCGAGACAAGAAGACCAUGGAUCAAGAGAUAGUGGAGCUCACCAACAAGCUUGUGGAUGCCAAGAACACAGUCGACAAGCUGGAGGAGCUGAAUGAGCGCUACCGUCAGGACUGCAAUUUGGCUGUGCAACUGUUGAAGUGCAACAAGUCACAUUUCAGGAACCACAAGUUUGCGGAUUUACCAUAUGAACUGCAGGAGAUGGUGAAUAAGCACAUGAAGAGCAGCCUGCCUGACAAGAGCCAGAGUCCUCAAGGAGCCCAGGGUCAGGAUCCAGACACGCUGAGCCUGACACCUGCAGAUGUGGUGCCCACGUCCGUCAUUGCCCGGGUGCUUGAGAAACCCGAACCGCUAGUGCUGAACUCUGCCCAGUCCAGCAGCAGCGCUGGUCGGCCGGUGGCCGAAGACGUGUUCGUCCACGUCGAUAUGACUGGACCCCAGAACGAGAAUGGGGGUCCAGGACAUGCUAGGCAGAGUGGCAGCGCUACUUCCGAUCAGCAGCACGUUAAUGGCAUGUGUCGAAGCCAGGCCAGUCCAGAUGGUCCGUUGGCUGAUGACAUGGCACCCUCCUUCGAGAAGCUGAACCCCUACCCUGCACCACCACCACCGCACCCUCUCUACCCUGGCCGCAAGGUGAUCGAGUUCUCCUCUGACGACAAGGUAAAGAUCCCCAAGAACAGCCCACUGCCCAACUGCACCUACGCCACACGGCAGGCAAUCUCCCUCAGCCUGGUGCAAAACGAGGAAGAAGCAGGAGAACGGCAGCGCACCGUCCCCAACAGCCCCGCCGUGUCUGACGGAGGCUGGAGAUCUGGGACCUCCUCUUCUUCAGGCGGAGGGCACACAUCACUCCCCCGAACGCCACAGCAAACGGACAUCACCGACCCUCUAUCCAGCCAGUCCAGCCCCUUCAGCAGCCCGCCGCAGCCACCGAGUGCCUUUGCCAGCUCAGGGAGUUCUGAAGAAGACCUGCUCGCCAACUGGCAGCGGAUGUUCGUGGAGAAGACGGCACCAUCCUCAGAGGGCACCCUUGUCAACCGUACCUCCUUCAGCAGCGAGACUGUAAAGGAGCUUCAGAGGAGUCGCAACAGUAAGUCUGGAAGAGAAGCUUCAGACCGCGGGAUCUUGCGGGGCGCUUAUUCGGACGGAGAAGAAGGCUCCUCUGCUCAAAGCUGGACGGCCAGCAGAGAGUCCAGCCUGGACACGGACACCAGUAGUGUAGCAGACUUGCGCACCAAACGAGGACAGUAUGGCGCCGACUUUUCCCAGGAGGAGAGCGAGCGCCUGCUGAUGGCUGUUGACAAUGAGGACGGCGCCAGUGGUGAUACAAUGGUCACAGUGGAAACCAGCCCAGCUUCUGCCAAGCGGCAAGAGUUCGCGGAAGACGCUGGGUCGGCAGGCAGCUCUGCCGAGGAGAGGGAUGUCCUGCCGCAGGAUUUUCCUAUCAUUGGCUCCAGGGUCCUUGCCGAUCUUGAGGAUUAUACGGAUAAGCCCCCGUCUCAGCGGCACCACCCCCAGAGUGGCUCUAGUCGGCCGCACAAGAGCCCCAAAAGGAUGGGAGUCCAUCACCUGCACCGCAAGGACAGCCUUACCAGAGCGCAAGAACACGGAAACCUGCUGGACUGAGUUGGAGACCCACACUUCAUUCCCUUGUUCACUUACAGUGCUCUUCUACUUGCUAGCAAUCACAAGUCAUAGCAGCCCACAAAAGGAGGCAGGGAAAUGGUGGUGUGAUCACCUUUUUUGCCGAAUCAUUACUGUAACUCUUCAGCCACUUCUCAGAAGCUAGAGGUUUACUUUGAUGUGGUAUUUAUGAAAUGUAUGAGUUGAGGCAAUCAGUUAGUAUCUUAAGAAGUCAUUCUGAAACAUCCCAGAUCAAUGGAACAGUGAUUUGGGUGCCCUAUAAGAAUGCCAGACUCCCAGAAUUGGUGUAAAUGAGAAGAGGACCACAGGAUAUAGCCAUAUAAAGACACCUCCAUAUGUGGCCAGUGUAUUGUAAUGGGAGGAGAUGGAAUAGCCCUGUAAUGUAUUGCUGUUUUGCUGUCUGGAACUGGAAUAGCGCACAAAACAGAAGCAAGGGCCCUCUGUUUUGGUUAAGGGUUUCGCAGUGAGAGCCCUCAGUUUUCAAAAAUUGGACUGUUUGUAGAUCUGGUGGUCUGGCGUGGAUGGAAUGGUGCAGGUUUCAUGAAAUCUAACGGAUUCUUUCUUCGACUUACAGUGCCUGACCCUUUUUUCUGAACGAGGGGUUUCCCUGUUGCCCUUUAAGAGGAAGUAUUACUCCUUAAGUCUACUUUCAGCUCACAUGGAACUGAGAAAAAACCUCCACUGCGCAGACAAAAUCUUCAAACACCUCUCUUCAUAGAUCUACCACUGUAAUUCUUGACUUAACUGAAAAAAAGACACCUUUUUUAUGUGUAACUUCAACUAUGGGAAGAUCUUAAGGAUUUUAUUUAGUUUGUUUUUUUCAACAUCAGGUAUUCAUUUGCAUCCAUGCUGAUUAAUCUGACUACUGAUAUUUAAACCAGAGAUUUAAAUUUUGAAGCAGAUAUUUUGUCAUUGGCGUGUAUUUAUUUGUUUUGGUUGAUUUCGUUUUGCUGAUCGACUAAUAAGUAAAUUUCUUGUUAAUUUCCACAUCACGGUGAGCACUAUUGGACUUUAAUCAGAUGUUAGAAUUUGCUAAUUUGUAUUAUGUCCUUGUUUAAAUGAAACUGGAAACGGAGCCCCGUAGCUAAACAAGUUCAUCUAUUCAAUUUAGAUGAAAAAGACCAGCAAACAACAGCAAAUAAUUGUAUUACAUUCUAAAAUGCUGUUUUAUUUGGCAUUUAACCCUAAUGACUACAGUUGUGUGUUCAGAGCUCAGUAUUGGAGAGAACAGCAGGAUUUGUGAUUGUUGUUUAGUUAUAUGGGUAGUAAUGUGUUCUCUUAGCUACUGUCAACGAUCAGCUGAUUGUCGCUGGAGGCCAUAUUCAGUACUUAAUGCCAUUUACUUGGAACUAUGCAUAAUGUAACUUUGAAGUACUUCCAAAAAUGGAAUUAUACUGUAGGUAGUUGAACAGUUCUGUCAGUUAUGACGCUCUUUUUGUAAGAUUACACUUCUAUUGAAGUACAAAGACAGUCCAUUUAGCCCUACAAUCCACAAAAUUAGAAAGUGAGCUGUCCAAACGACUGUCCUUUAUGUCUUUGAGUGUAGAACUAAAUAAGCCUCACCUUUUGGACAAUUUUGAUAUUAGCCCGGAAUUUAAUGGAAGCCAUUAUUGCUCCAAAAAAAAAUUAGUUAUUCUGUUUAUGUAGCAACCACAUUUGCUUACAGUAUGUGCAGUAUACAGUUUUUUCAUGUUUUGUUUUUUGUUUUCAGUGUUCAUUUGUGUGCAAGUGCGUUCAGACUUUAGUCCUCAUUGAGGUUUUAUAAUCAGCCCGUCUGACAUUGAGCGUUUAUAAAGAUGGCUUUACUUAGAUUUUCUUUCUUUUCAGAGACAUCUUGAAUGGUUUCAAGGCUUGGUUCGAGGUCUGAGUAAAAAAAAAAAAAAA
Messenger RNA from Colossoma macropomum (tambaqui), 4789 nucleotides. It is a transcript of the gene tjap1, whose product is annotated as tight junction associated protein 1 (peripheral). The transcript has 12 exons. Gene Ontology annotation, biological process: Golgi organization. NCBI's taxonomy places the organism in Eukaryota, Metazoa, Chordata, Actinopteri, Characiformes, Serrasalmidae. Bases 836 to 2887 code for a protein of 683 amino acids. The record is from RefSeq and is a predicted model, not a curated record. Gene Ontology annotation, cellular component: trans-Golgi network.